Molecule: messenger RNA, 1428 nt
Organism: Plasmopara halstedii
Lineage: Eukaryota; Oomycota; Peronosporomycetes; Peronosporales; Peronosporaceae
Exons: 1
Coding region: 1-1428 (475 amino acids)
Molecular function (GO): nucleic acid binding
Source: RefSeq, a predicted model, not a curated record
AUGGCAGACCCGUCUGCAUUUCUGAAAGCCGCUGAGCUGCUGGACGAUGGUAGUCUUCCGUCCGAUUUGCCGUCAGACGACAAGGCAGUUCGCCGCAAGCCAAAUUUAACGGAUAAUCAGCGCCUUGUAAUGGCCGAGUUUCUGCUAAAGCACAGCCAAGGUAAGGCUCGUUUACCACGCGCGGUCAUUACCGCUGCUGCAGACCAAUUUGAAGUACAUCGCAACACUGUAUCACGUAUCUGGAAUCGUAUGAAAAUGGCAAUGGAUGUUGGAUCAUCUGCUGACGUCGUAAUGAAACAAGUUCUGUCCAAAAAGCGUGGUAAUUGCGGACGUAAGCAGAAGGACUAUUCGGCCGCGAUGGAGCGAGUCAAGCAGCUCCCAUUAAGCCAGCGUAGCUCACUUCGAGCUCUUUCCUCAGCGGUUGGUGUUCCGCGUACUACAUUAUUCCGUCUUUUGCGAAACGACAAGUUUGAUUGCAGCCGAUUAGACAUCGCAGAUGAUCACCUGGAUGAUACAAAACAGACAUUGGCUAAUGUGAUCAAAGCACCGCUGUCGGAUCGAAACAAACGGGAUCGACUGAAAUUUUGCUCAAGUAAAGUAUUACCAAGUGGAGUGUUUGAGGAUAUGAUCAAUGUGGUACAUAUCAACACCAAGUGGUGUUUCUUGCCGGGCAAUCGCGAUGCAAAGAAGACGAAGGCAAUGUUUCUAAUUGCUGUCGCUCGACCUCAGUGGGAUUGUCAGCGGCAGCGGCAAUUUGAUGGUAAGCUUGGGGUCUGGCCAUUUGUCGUGACCAAUUCGCAGUUGAAUAUAAACCUCGAACCUAGUAUAGAACCAUGGGUCCAAACGUCCGCGCAACCCGGACACACGUUCUGUGUGCUCGAAACAAUCACGAAAAAAGAAAUCCAAACCAUGAUAACAAGUAAUGUUAUUCCAGCAAUUAAGACGAAAAUGCCGAGCUUGUUGCGCAAUAGACCGCUUUUCAUCCAAUUAGAUAAUCAGCAAAUGCGCUUAACACCGGAUGAUCCCGUGAUUGCAGAGCAUGGAAAAGCAGACGGCUGGGAUAUUCAGGUGCAAUAUCAACCUGCUUAUAGCCCAGAGCUUGUGGUGCUUAAUCACCGUAUUCUCAAGCAUAUAAGUGUCGAGAUGACAAUGCGAAACAUCACAAUGCAGCUUUCUCCUUUAGAAGCACUAAUUACUGGUGUGGAACGGGCAUUUGGUACUGUUACCGAAAGGCAAAUUGACGAUGCAUUUUUGGCUUUGCAAAAGACGAUGGAGUGCAUUCUGCUUUCAGGUGGAUCAAAUAAUUUCGACUCGCAGGAAGACGUGACUAAAAAAAGUUUACAGCACGAUGGAAGUCUGCCAAUAAGCAUCAUUUGCAAGAAAGAAGCUUUGCUGGCGUGUCAGUCCAUCUUGAACACUGGAUGUUGA